CACUCACAUAAGUUGCAACGAGACUACGAGUGAAGUGGCUUGCAAGAGCACGAGCCCCAAGUGAAGUUUCAGUGUAGUGACAACUGCUACCCAGUCUCUUAGAUUACAUUUAUGAUAAAUCCACAGUGAAAUAAUCUGAACAAAUAAUAAUAUUACCAAGUGAAAGUGCUGUGUAGAAAUAUUUAGUAUUGGCGUUUUACAACGUACGUGAUUAUAUUUUAAUCCUUUGAUUAGUGACAAGUUGAAUAACAAUUUCGACUUGGCCUUUUCGGAUUACUGCCUGAGCAACAAAUUAAAAUAUCAGACGCCCCAAUGGCUACGGUGUCGCGACGAUCAACCAAGCACCACCGACACAACAUGAACAAGUACUCCUGUGAGUCGGAGAAGAUUGCGCGCCCCACGGUGGACAGGCCUCUAGCUCAGCUCAACACUCAGCCCUUCGAAGUGCAGUACAGACUUGGCUCAGUGCUCGGUGAAGGAGGCUUUGGCAAAGUCUACAGCGCCAUCAGAAUUUCUGACCGCAAGCCUGUCGCUGUAAAGCAAGUUCCUCGCGCCAAAGUCCCUACCUGGGGCGUGGUCCAAGGAGACAUGGUGCCCAUGGAAGUGGUCCUCCUCCGCAAAGUUAACCACAUUGAGGGAGCCAUUCACUUGAUUGAGUGGUUCGAGUAUGGCGACUGCUUCCUCAUCAUCAUGGAACGACCAGAAAGAUGUGAAGAUCUCUACGAUUAUAUUACUGGCAACAGGCGCCUUGAAGAAUCAGAAGCCCGAUACCUCUUUAGACAAGUUGUUGAGAUUGUGCGAGAUAUUGAAGCUGCCGGAGUUACACACAGAGAUAUUAAGGAUGAAAAUCUACUCGUCGUCCCUGACGAGUUCGGCAACAAUAAAAUCAAGUUAAUCGAUUUUGGAUCUGGUGCUCUCGUCCAAGAUUCUCCUUUCUCAGACUUCGAAGGAACCAGACAAUAUUCCCCUCCUGAAUGGAUUCUCCGCUCUACUUAUCAAGGACUCCCUGCCACCGUUUGGUCAUUGGGCAUCCUUCUUUACGAUAUGGUCUGCGGAGACAUUCCCUUCGAAGUUGACAAUCAGAUUUUGAGCAAUCAGAUCAGUUUUAGAGGCCUUAAUAUUAGCAAAGAAUGUAAAAAUCUUAUUCACCAAUGCCUUCAAUUCCUUCCGAAGAAUCGCCCCAGCCUCGAGAAAAUGUUGCGGCAUGAAUGGUUUCAGACCGACGAAUCUAACAGCUACGGAGUGAAUAACAUUGACUCAACCGUCGAAGUUGGAGAAGAGGCUGUAGACUUGACGACGCUGGCUGAAGGCAUCGAUAGUUUAGGGGCCUUCGGUGUAGACAGUCGAGGCCCUCAGACCAGCGGGGGUAGUAACGGUGAGGAUCAUUUGGAUGAAGAUGAGGAUGACGAAGAGGACGAGCAUAAUAUUGGCCUUAGAUAUUAACUGUGGUCCAUUGGUCCUAAACUCUUGUGUCUUGGGCAGUCUGGCCUUGAAACUCCAUACUUGAGUAGUCUGCUCGUUUUGUCCUUAAGCAAAAAUCAAAGAAGAAAAUUAGGAGCAAUUGAAGGAGAACGAUGCAUUGUUCGAGCUGUGAUUUGAUCUUAUUUAUCAACGGAAUAUCAAUUAAGCGUUGUUGCACCCUUAUGCUUGUUUAGUCAUCAUAAUCAUAGAGCGUCAGUUAUACGCUGUAAUACUAAGUUAAUUAUUUAGUUCUGUUUUUGUACACUUUUGUCUCCUGGCUGCUAGUGAUCAUGUACAUUUAUAUACAUAUAUUAUUAUUUUAUGAAAC
Messenger RNA from Hyalella azteca, 1789 nucleotides. Its product is annotated as serine/threonine-protein kinase pim-3. The record is from RefSeq and is a predicted model, not a curated record. Gene Ontology annotation, cellular component: cytoplasm. The transcript is spliced from 5 exons. Bases 313 to 1443 code for a protein of 376 amino acids. Lineage: Eukaryota; Metazoa; Arthropoda; Malacostraca; Amphipoda; Hyalellidae. Gene Ontology annotation, biological process: protein autophosphorylation. Gene Ontology annotation, molecular function: protein serine/threonine kinase activity; ATP binding.